Molecule: messenger RNA, 4896 nt
Organism: Ostreobium quekettii
Lineage: Eukaryota; Viridiplantae; Chlorophyta; Ulvophyceae; Bryopsidales; Ostreobiaceae
Source: the annotation of a GenBank genome assembly
AUGGGCCGGCAGCCCCACUGGGCGCCCGCGCUGAUCGCCGCCCUACUCUGCCUUCGCGCGGGAGCGCAGCUCUCCCACGGCGCCGCGCCGCCCGCGUUCCAAGGCGGGAGGCGCCUCCGGCAGGCGGACCGGGUCGUGUUCGAUGACACAAGUGACUCCUCGCUCGAGGACGUGGUAGCGGGCCUGCAGGAUGGCCAGACGCUGGUGGUCAAUUCGGAGCGGGUUGACUUGACGGCGCCGCUGCAAGUGAACGCGUCCGUGACGGUGACCGGCGCGGGGCAGGGGGCUAGAACGGAGCUGGUUUGCGCGCCGGGGAGCUCUGCGCUGAUAGUGAGGGGCAAUUCCGCAUUUGAGGAUCUGGCGUUCAUCGGCUGUGUCAAUGCUUCAGCGGUUGAGAUCCUUGACUCUGAGUCCACAACAAAUGUGACCUUCCGGAGGGUGUCAUUUGAAAACAACGCAGCGAGUGGGGCAUCCCUUGAAGAGCCACUUAAAGAAGGAGGAGCAAUAUUUGCUGGCAGAAACAGCAGUGUGACAAUAUUGGAUUCAACCUUCUUCAACAACUCAGCGUUCGCUGGCGGUGCUGUGUUUGCGGUGGGAGACCUGGAGAUUCAAGGAUCGACCUUCAAUCAAUGCAGAGCAUCAACUGAUGGGGGCGCCAUCCAAUCAGAUCCGCCAAUUGGACAGUCCACUUUUCUCAGGGUUGAUUCAUGCCAGUUCACCCAGAAUUCUGCUCUGAAUGGGCGGCCAGGCAAUGCUCCCACAUUGCCAACAGGAGAAGCUGCAGAACGGUUGCAGUUUUCCCGGUUGCCAUUUCCAAACAAUGGGGGUGGAGCCAUUGCCAUUCAGGAUGCCCUCUCUGUGGAAAUCAACAACACCUUGUUCUCCAACAACUCUGCACCAGCAGGGGGAGCUCUCUACAUUUCCAUGCCACCUAUAAUUUUUGGUCCUUUAGCCACUGAGAACGCCAAGUAUAGUGUCCUCAACUCGGAGUUUGAGAGCAAUAGCGCUGUUGGAGCAACCACGGAUAUCAACCACGGUGGCGCCAUCUUUAUGAGUAGCCUACGGGGUGUGAUGACAGAAGUGGACCUCUUGAAUGUCACUUUUGUUGGAGGAACUGCGAACUUUGGGGGUGGUCUACACUUGCUGACUGACAGGUUGACCACUGUGAGAAUAACGAAGUGUAUGUUUGAAGGCAACAGAGCCACAACGGCAGGUGGUGCAGUGGUUGCACGCACAGCUACAGAAAUGCAAUGGAUCAGCAGCACAGCUAAGGGAAACAGUGCGCAAUUGGGUGGUGGGAUCUACUGCACCAAUGGAGCUAUGAUCAGCAUUGGCAGUGCGCCAGGCGACACAGAAUCCUUGCUGGAGGGAAACACAGCUGUUGAUGGGGGUGCCUUCAUGAGCUUCGGCUGCCAGAACACUCGCAUCGUGGGGGUGAAUAUCACCAACAAUACAGCCAUUGACCAUGGAGGUGGCCUCCACUUUGUGGACUCGCCCCCUGGGGCUACAACACUGCUCACACAAGUCAUGAUAGAGAAUAAUACAGCACUGCGUGGAGGGGCACUGUCCAUGGACAGUGUGGUUGUGCUCACUAUUGUUUCAAGCACGGUGAAGGACAAUCGGGCCGUUGAGGGUGGGGGCAUGUUCUUGGUUUUAAAAAAUUUGCAAAGGAACACAGUGCAGGUUUCGAGGACUGUCAUAUCCGACAAUCAAGCACUGCGGCUAUCACAGCUGCAAGGGCGUCUUGAUGAACACAACGCAAGGGUUCUUGGUGGAGGACGCUCAGUUGCUGAGCUGUUGGACAAUAUUGUGGAACCAUUGCUGUAUUGUGGAGAAGGUGGUGGUGGUGGAAUGUGCGGUGUGCUAUCGCAGGUCCCGGAGCGUGCAGCAGCAGAAGUGGAUUUCAUCGAUUCUGUGUUUCAGGACAACAGUGCCACCAAUGGAGGAGGGUUUUUUGUUAACGUCAUUGGGGAUGAGUGGAAACGUGGCAACUGCCAGUCGGGUCCCUCCGCAGGAGCCCAGCCAGUACUUUCAGCAGCCAUUUGCCGAAACUUCCUGGCUGUCAAUGUGACUCUGAUAGGAAAUUCUGCUGAAUGGGGUGGCGGUGGCGCCUUCGUGUCGGAUCCCGAUUCCUUGUUCGUGAGGUGCGAAGCAAUCGACGUCACAGGUGCUGGCAACAUGACAUUCUCAGAUGCAGUGAAAAACAUAAUCGCAAACCCAGAAAUCGACCCAACACAGGCCGGUUGCCUUGGGUUCAAGGGCAACAGUGUUGGUGCACGUGGUUUCGGCAGCAUUGCGGGCACCAGAGCGUUCUCUCUGGUUGUCACCACCCCAAUGGACCCCAUCUCCAAUCACACCAGCAGUACAGUCCUGGCAGAGGAGGAAGGGGGCAUGGCCGUGACCAUAUAUGAUGCUUUUGACCAGAAGAUAACAGGAGGUAUCCUUGAUGCAGAGAGACCAAUCAGAGCCCAGUCUCCAUCAAUUUUGGGCCAGACGAUAGCACAGGCAAAGAACGGCACCGCCGUAUUCGAGGAACUAAUAGGCUUUGACAGGAGUGGGCAGCACAACCUGAGCUUCCAAUCUAUCCCCUUGGAGCCAGUCCACACCACCUUUAUCAUUCGCAACUGCUCCGUUGGAGAGGCGAGUGAGAGCGGGGGGAAAAGCUGCCGUUUGUGUGCAAGGGAUUUUUUCACCUUCAGGCCCAAUAUUUCUUGCCUGCCAUGCCCAAGCCAGGCCAACUGCAUCGGUGGGGCGGCCCUGACCCCCCUGGAGGGUUAUUGGCACUCGACGCCAUUCUCGCCCAUGUUCCACAGGUGCAUCGUCCGCGAGGCGUGCGUCUACGCUAACAGGGGCGAAAACUUGACAAAAUUCUUUUCAGACCUGUCGGUUUUGAAGCCCAGCAACGUGCCGCUUUCGAAUGAAGAAUAUCAACAAUGCGCCAAGGGAUACAAAGGAGUAUUGUGCGGCUCAUGUGAGGAGGGCUAUGGUCACCAUGGGGGUGGCGAGUGUGAGGAGUGCAAGACAAGCCAGGCUGGCACCACUGGCCUUAUCUUCUUGUUCGCUCUCUGGUCGCUGGUGCUCGUCACCCUGGAGGUGAUCAAUGCCAUCACGACGAACAGGGAGAUGGCCUCCGUGGGGGAUUCAUCCUUAAAAGCUCCGAGAGAGGAAAUGCCACCAUUCCCGCCAGCGGGCUUCCCACAAAAUGGAGGUGGCCAGGCGGGGGGCUUCAAUGGGACGCCCCGGCACGAGAACGCGAAUUCUCCGCUUCCUCGGCCCAUGGCUCAGACUUCGAGCAUAAAUCUUCGGCUGGAUCCCAAUUAUAAGGGAAACAGCACGUUCCUCCGGGCCGUGGACGAAAACGACAGCCUCCUCCACUUCGUAGAAAUCGAGGACCGAUACUUGCCAGAGCACGUUCUUGCACAGGAAGAUUUGACAGAGACUUUGAAAAUCAUGGUGAACUUCCUCCAGGUCACAUCAGUGGCCGUUUCCAUCAACGUCGGCUGGGUCCGAGUGGUUGAAAUCCUGCUGUCGAUCGAAGAGCUGCUGGCGGGUCUCUCAAACGGUGCGGAGCUUGUCCCGCUGGACUGCGCCCUGGAGGACGGGUCCGAGACUCCCAAGUCCGUCCGGGCGGUGUGGCUGAGGAUCAUGUUUCCGGUCAUCCUCCUGGUUCUGCACUCCUUGUUCGUCAUAAUGUUCUGGGCCACCCGCCAGGUGCAGAACAAGAGGCGGGGCCAAGGGGCGGACACGGCCUCUCUGGUCACCACCCUGACCGUCGUGACCAUCACGGUUGUGUUCUUCGCCUACAACAGCGUCACCGAAGAGCUCAUGAGGACGGUGAACUGCAUUGAUGUGGACAGCAAAGACAGCACGGAAACGUUUUCCGAGUACGCAGCUGCCACGAGGGGCAUGUACUGGGCGGAGGACACUGCACUUAUCUGCUUCGAGGGCAAGCACCUGGCGACGGCGAUCAUGGGGAUCAUCUUCCUGAUCCUGUUCUCGCUGGGCUUCAUAGUCUUCAUCGUCUGGUGGCUGUGGCUCAACCAGGACGAGCUGGACAGGCUGCGCAACAUCACGAGGUACGGGUUCAUCUUCCGGGCGUACCGCAAGGGGGGCCGCACGUCGUACGACAGGGCCCACGGGUCCGGCAGGCGCAGGAUGCUGCCCAACAGCAGCGUGGACUCGGAUGUGGUUGCUCACAAGGAGAUAGUCGACCACCGGAUCAUUCUGCGGCUCAGGAAGCUCACGGUGUACUGGGAGGCGGUCAUCACCAUGCGCAAGGCCAUGAUCAGCGCGGCCGUGGUGUUCGCCUACAAGCUGGGUGGCAACCUGCAGGGCAUCCUGGCCCUGGGCGUGCUGGUGCUGGCGCUGGCCGUGCAGCUGCUGUUCAAGCCGUACAGGAAGUUCCCGUGCUUCAACACCCGGCGGGGCCUGAGGGCGCAGCAGCCCACGGUGCACGACAGGGUGGACCUCAACCACCUCGAAUCCUUCUCCAUUUUUGCGUCCAUAGUGACGUUCUACGCGGGGGUGGUCUUCAACGACGAGAACACCACCGAAGGUGGGACGGUGGUCAUGACGGUGUUUGUCCUGUUUGUCAACAUUGUGCUGCUGGUGUACUUCCUGUGGCGCAUGUACGAGGGCACGCACGUCAUGCUGGACCUCAAGCUGAAGGACCACGGCUGGGGCAGCAGCCCAUUCCUGGUCAGGAAGCUGUGGAUGUGGUUCAGGGCGGUGCAGAAGAAGAGGGCGCAGCAGCGGCGAGGGGGGGACAUGCAGAUGGUCAGCGUCGACACGUCGGCUGCGGGCAACAGCUUGGACGCACCGUCGCCCAGCGGGCAGGGGAGGCCCAGGCGAGUGCUGUUGCUGGGGGCCUACCACCAAACCAGCGAGGCGAUUUAG